Dermochelys coriacea (leatherback sea turtle) is the source of this 6062-nucleotide messenger RNA. It is a transcript of the gene PPP2R5B, whose product is annotated as protein phosphatase 2 regulatory subunit B'beta. Gene Ontology annotation, molecular function: protein phosphatase activator activity. The coding region runs from base 1478 to 2971 and encodes 497 amino acids. The transcript has 14 exons. Lineage: Eukaryota; Metazoa; Chordata; Testudines; Dermochelyidae. Gene Ontology annotation, cellular component: nucleus; protein phosphatase type 2A complex; cytosol. The record is from RefSeq and is a predicted model, not a curated record. Gene Ontology annotation, biological process: protein dephosphorylation; signal transduction.
AUGUCAGCCUAAUGAACGGUGCAGCAUCAAAGAGAGGCAGGGGAGGCUGCUGGCUGGGGCCUUGCGGGACCAGGGGGUUGGCGCGGCCUGGGCCGGGAUCCCGUGCACCGAGCUGGGGAGCUGCUGCAGCCAAGCCCCUGACCUCGGCCCCAAGCCAUCGGCUGCUCCCUGGAUCCGCACAGGCCGAGCUGCAGAGCGGCGGGGGAGCUGGUCCAUGAGGCUGCAGGCAUCCCCGGCGGGGCAGCCCCCAGGAAGAGGAGACGAGCCGCGCGCCUCACCUUAGCUUCCCCACUGCGUUGCGGGGAGGGGGCCUCGGGUUGUUUUUGCAAGCCCCGGUUGCACUUGCCUCUGGGGAGGGUGGGAGCGGGACAAGAAGGGAGGAGGCCUCGGUCUCUGCAUUGCAACAGGGGCAGGCUUCGCAACGGGGGCUGCUAUUUAUUCAAUUUGCUUGACUGUUUACGAGCUUCGCAGCAGGGCAGAGCGUUGGGGAGGGAGCCAUGGUAAGAUGAGUCCAGAGUCCUGACCCUGCCACCUGAGGAAGGCAGCAGGGAGGGGAGCAGGUGCGGGAGUGACCCCCAGUCUUUCCCCCCCUGCACAGAGAUCUCUUGCUUUCAGUGCAUCUGGCCAUAGGUUGGGGGAUGCAACUUUGUGCAGAAUGACCCAUCCGCUUCAUUGGUGGCUAUCUCCCCCCUGUGCUCCCCAAACCUACAGCAGGUGACCCUGUUGGAGAUGAUUAUAUGACUGGUGACCUGCCUUUUUCCCCUCCAAGGACACAGAUUUCCUCCUUCCAUUCUGACCCUCGGAUCCUGUCCGUUUCAGAGAGAGACUGGAAUCUCCUUCCAAUUUUUUAUAGAUCACGACUGGGGGGAGAGGUGUCUGAACUGAGCUGCCUGAUUCAUUCCCCCUUGGAGACAUGUGGGGAAGAGAAACUUGGGAUUCAGAGUAAAAACACUUCGCUUUCCAAAUGCACCAGGAACUUACUUUAACCCAUGCUUGAGGAACUGCCUGGAUUUCAGCCGAACUCAUCCUCUGCAUCGAGCUGCCCCUGGAAUAAAUAGGUGAUCCCCCAUCCCUUACAUUGUAACCAAGUGUGGGACAGGUGUUUGUGUGUGGGGGAGAAUACCCCCCUGCAGUGAUUCAUGCCAAAGCAGGUGUCUCGUUGGGUCUGAAACUUUGAAUGUACCUGUAGACCUAAAGUAAGGCUCCAGGCCUGGAAUCCUCUUGGGAAUUGGAAACUUGACGAUCACCUGCACCCUGCCCCGGAGUGCAAAGGGGAGCUGUGUUGGAUACGUGCUGCCCUCUUGCCAUGGGGUGCAUGCUGAGGAUGCGAGUAGCUUUUAUUCCUGCCAUGUUGGACACCUCUCCAGAGUGCUAACGGGCACUGCUUUACCCAGCAUCCUCUUGGCUUAGCCAGAGUGGCCCUGUCUAUUGGAGGAGAGGAGCCAAGUAGCUCUGAUAGCUGCCUCCACCUGCGAACAUGGAGACCAAGCUGCCCCCCGCUGGCACCCCCACCAGCCCCUCAUCCCCAGGGAUGUCGCCUGUCCCCCCGCCUGAUAAAGUGGACGGUUUCUCCCGGCGCUCCCUGCGCCGCUCCCGUCAGCGCCGCUCUCACAGCUCAUCACAAUUCCGGUAUCAGAGCAACCAACAGGAGCUGACACCCCUGCCCUUGCUGAAAGAUGUGGCGGUGGCGGAGCUGCACGAGCUGCUGUGCAAGAAGCUCCAGCAGUGCUGCGUGCUCUUCGACUUCCUGGACUGCGUGGCCGACCUCAAGGGCAAGGAGAUCAAGCGGGCUGCGCUCAACGAGUUGGUGGAGUGUGUGGCCACCAACCGUGGCGUCCUCAUCGAGCCCGUUUACCCCGAGAUCAUCAAGAUGAUCUCAGUCAACAUCUUCCGGACACUCCCACCCACUGAGAACCCCGAGUUUGACCCUGAAGAGGACGAGCCCAACCUGGAGCCCUCCUGGCCCCAUCUCCAGCUGGUCUAUGAGUUCUUCCUCCGCUUCCUGGAAAGCCCUGACUUCCAGCCCUCUGUGGCCAAGCGCUACGUCGACCAGAAAUUUGUGCUGCUGCUGCUGGAGCUGUUUGACAGUGAGGACCCACGGGAGCGUGAGUACCUCAAGACCAUCCUGCACCGGGUCUAUGGCAAGUUCCUGGGAUUGCGUGCCUACAUCCGCAAACAGUGCAACAACAUCUUCCUGCGGUUUAUCUACGAGACGGAGCAUUUCAAUGGUGUGGCCGAGCUACUGGAAAUCCUGGGCAGCAUCAUCAAUGGCUUCGCCCUGCCCUUGAAGACGGAGCACAAGCACUUCCUGGUGCGGGUCCUGAUCCCACUGCACUCGGUCAAAUCCCUCUCCAUCUUUCAUGCCCAGCUGGCGUACUGCGUGGUGCAAUUCCUGGAGAAAGAUGCCACCCUGACAGAGCAUGUGAUCCGGGGACUGCUGAAAUACUGGCCGAAGACCUGCACUCAGAAAGAGGUGAUGUUCCUGGGGGAGAUUGAGGAGAUCCUGGAUGUGAUUGAGCCCUCGCAGUUUGUCAAGGUGCAAGAACCGCUCUUCAAACAAAUCGCACGCUGCAUCUCCAGCCCCCACUUCCAGGUGGCAGAGCGGGCUCUGUACUUCUGGAACAACGAAUAUAUCCUGAGUCUGAUUGAGGACAAUUGCCACACGGUGCUGCCUGCCAUCUUUGGCACCCUCUACCGUGUCUCCAAGGAGCACUGGAACCAGACAAUCGUCUCCCUGGUUUACAAUGUGCUCAAGACCUUCAUGGAGAUGAAUGGGAAACUCUUUGAUGAGCUCACGGCCUCCUACAAGGUGGAGAAGCAGCAGGAGCUGAAGAAGGAGAAAGAGCGUCAGGAGCUCUGGAAGCAGCUGGAUGAGCUGCAGCUGAAGAAGCUGCAGGGUCUGGAGGAGGCGCAAAUGAACCGGAUCAAUCUCCAGCACAUCCUGGGCUUGCAGAGUGGCAACAAGAGUUAGAGAGGUGCCCAGCAGGCCACCAGCCCCUCCCCUGCCCAGCCUGUGCCAAACCAGAGCUGGCCCCUCCAUGCUGCAGGAACCCACGGCCCCCCAGUCAUUUCCAUCCCCAUCCUACCAGGGACACGGAUCCAAAACAGGACUGGAGGGGGGCACCCCUGCUUCAGCAAUUGCACCCCACUUGGGCUGGCACUUCUCCCCAUCACAUCUCCAUGAUGUACACUUAACACAUCACCCCACGUGACCUCUGUGGGUCCUAGCUGGCACAGGGGCAUGUUGUUGGGGGUAGCCCCAGUGCCCCCCAUUCCUUGGGGGGUGCAGGGUCCAGCCUCAGCCUCUUGUCAAAGGGGCAGGGCCAGACUACGUCUUGGGGUAGGAACAGGGUAGGGAUGCAGUAGGCUGCAGGGGCACAGGAUCUCUGGUGAAGGGGUCCCCGUGGCUGCUAGGGACAGGGUGAGUUGCUUGGCAAUCAGCCUGUCUCCAUUGUUCUGGUCCAGAGAGCCAUCCCUAUUUGGCAUAUGGGAUAUAACAAGGGGUUAGAUGGGGGACCCAGCUUAGCUAUUCCCAGUGCAAGCUGAACCCCCAACCCCCCACCACACUGCAGUGGCUUAUGGCUGGCUCUGCUGUAGGUGCUGGAUAGGGGGGCCCUGUGUUUCUUAAAGCAAUAGACCCUCCUGUUCCAACCUAGGGCUCCUAAUGUAAGAGGGGAGGGAGUAGAGCUCCUUUUGAGAGGCUGGGAGUUCAGUUCCUGCCCCCCUCCCCCUCUGUGGGAUGGGUGUUAUGCUAGUAUGAAUGGGCAGGGUCUACUGAUGAGCCUGGAGGUGGUGGGACUGAGCUGCUGUGAUGGGAAGGACUCUGAAAAAGAGAUCAGCUGAGAUUUGCAUUAAUCCUCCUCCAUUUGUCCCCUUGGCUCAUUACUGCCCCUGGGGCAGAUCCAUCCCUCAGCCCUGGAGCUUGCUCUCCAAAACUUGGCAAUUAGCUUAGUGGGGCACUCUCUGAGCUCCCCAUAUUCAUCAAUGCACUGCCCAACAGAAACAGCUUGGGGGAGAUCUCCCCCCUCCAAUACAGCAGGCACCCCACAAUCCUGAUCCCAUACAUCAGUGCACCCCACAAUCCUUUCCCUAUUUCCACCCCAUCUCAGUCUCCUGCACAAACAGCAUGGGGGAGAUCCCCCCUCCUAUAUAUCUGUGCACAAUCCUGACUGCCCUGCAGAAACAUAUUUUGGGGAGAUUCCCCUGUCAUACCCCCCCCACACACACACCCCCAGUGGAAUCCAGGCUUCUAUGGGAUCCUGUUUUUCUCUCCCCAGCCCUCUAUUGCUGCUCCAACAGGCAAAUGCAUCUCCCCUAACACAAAUGCCUCAAUAGCAGAGAUGUUGGAGGGGUCUGUGUAGUGUCCUCAGGUACAGAACCAGCAGCCAUGGAUGUGACAGCUCAAAGGACAGAAGGGACUGUUAGUGGGGAGGCAGGAGUGGAGGGCCUGUUGUCAGCCACUAUUUCUGAUUUUUUUUGUACAUUGCUAAGGAACAGAGAGGGAAGCAGCUGGGGAACUGGAUCUGGGGUCCAUGGGUAUGUGAGGGUGGGGGUACCCCUCCCUGGAGAUGGGGGGUGGUGCAGAACAGCAAGGAAGAGAGCAGCUUUAUAGCCCUGCAAGGCUAAUAUAAAUCUCCCCUGCCUCUUCCUCCCAAUCCUCUUGGAUCAGCUCUUGGGGGACAUUCCUUCUUGUCAUGACCCCUCCCCGCAGCAGCUGUCAGCUACUACCGUCACUUUAAAAGUUUGCUUCCUUCUUCCUUUUCAAUUUCUGUUGGAAACAUGGGUCAGUCUAUUGAAAACAUCCCCUCCCUCCCAUGGUGCACUCUAUCCUGCAGCAUUCCCCGGAUGGUAGAGUCAGUAUACCCCCUCCCUGUUUAGAUGGUAUGGUCCAUUUUGCUGCAUCUCCUUAGGGAGUGAUCAAGUUGAACCAACCCCUUUUCCAGCUUGGAGCCUUAAUAGACUGUACCAUCUGGGGAAAUAAAGGGAUGAGCUGCAGAUUACUAUUUGAUGUGGUCUUUGAGUGGCUUGUACCAUCUGGAAUCAAUUGUUGCAUAUGUGGGGCUAAAGAGGGAGGGGUCUGCAUAGGCCCUGCCAUGGAAGUGGGAGAAGGGUGUUGAAUAGGCUAUGCCAUCUCAGGAGAUAGGGGAGAAGGAUUUAGGACUGUUCCAUUCUGGGAGCAGGGCGAACUGUAUAGAUGAUCAUUGCUGGGUUGGGGAAGUUAAACUUGACUGUUCCAACUCUAGCAAUUGGCGGGGGGGGGGAAAUAGACUGUGUGGUCACAGGGGAAGGGAGGUUGGACUCGGCAUUCCAGCUCUGGGAAAGGGAUAAGUGCAUAGUUUCUAUUUAUAUAAAGGGGUGAGCUGGAUGGAACCUGCCAUGGGGGGGGGGGUAGCAGUUGACUGUUCUGUCUCAUAGUGAAUGGACUAUACCAUUUGGCUGGAUAUCUCAUGGGUGAGAAGGAAGGGCCUGAAUAGACUAUGCCAUUUGAAGGGGGUGUUGAAUAGAUCCACCAUUUUGGGGCAUGGGGGUUGAAAAAUUCCCCAUUUCUAGUCCUGCUGAGCCCAUGCUCUUGCAUCUCCAAUGUCUUAAUUUUCUUCCCAUUUUCGAGUGCCGGCACUGGCCAAAAGGCAUCCUGGGUAUCACGUCGUGCCCUCAAUACUAGGCAUGACUUAAAAUAUUUUACAGUUCUGAGGGUUUUGUUAUUUUUUUAAUUACUAUUUUAUUGGUGGGAGUAGUGGGAUUAUAUUUUUAUUUUAAACCUUAAUUUAUUUGUAGCAACUCACACCACAUGGUGACUGUAGUAACCCGGUGCACAAUUGUUGUCUCUUAGAUACAGCAGCGACGUAGUUACCAUGAGAGGAAUUGGGGUUGGGGAUGGACACCAGGGGUUAUUUUUGAGGGAGGAGGAAUUCAGGGGGAGGGGUGGAGUAAAAAACAAAAGUUAAAUGACUAUAUUUAAGAUAAUUUGGUUUAAAGCUACCUUCUCUCUUCCCUCCCCCUCCCCCCCCUUAUUUUUGUUUGCUGGAUAAGUCUGUAUUCAAUAAAGAGAUACUUUCAUGUCA